This is a messenger RNA of Arabidopsis lyrata subsp. lyrata, 1159 nucleotides long. RefSeq names its product probable CCR4-associated factor 1 homolog 7. Gene Ontology annotation, cellular component: CCR4-NOT complex; P-body; CCR4-NOT core complex. Gene Ontology annotation, molecular function: nucleic acid binding; poly(A)-specific ribonuclease activity. The record is from RefSeq and is a predicted model, not a curated record. Lineage: Eukaryota; Viridiplantae; Streptophyta; Magnoliopsida; Brassicales; Brassicaceae.
AAAAUUAAAACAAAAAGAGAGGAACAGCUUGGACACAGUCACAGAGAGAAGGGAAAAAAAAAAGUAUUGUCGGUGAUUUAUAUCCUCUUCAAUAAACCACCACGACCUCUCAAACCCUAGCCUGAAAAAAGUCGCCGUCUUCUCAAGAAACAUAUCUAUCCACUUCGCUUCAUUACAAGAUCUGAUGAAACUAGAUCGAAUCUUGCUCUAGAUCCAGAUGCUCCUUAACUUAUUUACUCGAAUUCAUCAUCAUCAUCAUCAUUAUCAUCGUCAUGUCGCUGUUUCUAAAAGACGAUUCGAUUCAAAUCCGCUGACGCUGUCGUCGUUGGGAAAACGAAAAUCUCGAAUCAGAAAUGGCUCUGAUUCGAGAAGUCGUCGACGAUUUCCCAUUCGUAGCGAUGGACACAGAGUUCCCCGGAAUCGUGUGUAGACCAGUGGGAACAUUCAAAACCAACACAGAGUACCACUAUGAAACCCUCAAAACAAACGUCAACAUACUCAAGAUGAUUCAGCUCGGACUCACUUUCUCUGAUGAGAAAGGAAACCUCCCAACGUGUGGAACAGACAACAAAUACUGCAUCUGGCAGUUCAAUUUCCGUGAAUUCGACCUCGAAUCCGACAUUUAUGCUACCGAUUCCAUCGAGCUUCUUCGUCAAUCAGGCAUCGAUUUCGCUAAAAACAACCAAUUCGGUAUCGAUUCGAAACGUUUCGCCGAGCUUUUGAUGUCAUCAGGGAUUGUUUUGAAUGAAAACGUUCAUUGGGUUACAUUCCACAGCGGAUAUGAUUUUGGUUACUUGUUGAAGCUAUUGACUUGUCAGAAUCUGCCGGAAACACAAACGGGGUUUUUCGAGAUGAUCAGUGUGUAUUUCCCGAGGGUUUACGAUAUCAAACACUUGAUGAAGUUCUGUAAUAGUCUUCAUGGAGGUCUGAACAAAUUGGCGGAGCUGCUUGAAGUUGAGAGAGUUGGGAUAUGUCACCAGGCGGGAUCGGAUAGCUUGUUAACGUCGUGUACAUUCAGGAAGCUGCAGGAGAAUUUCUUCAUUGGUUCAAUGGAGAAAUAUUCUGGUGUUUUGUAUGGAUUAGGUGUUGAGAAUGGUCAGAUUGUUCAUUGAUAAAAGAUCUCUUAAUAAAAAAAAGUCAAAAGUUUAAAGUUUUUAAA